GUGAGCGUCGACCGCUGUUGGGAAGCUGAUUUCCUAGAAACCGUCGUGCGAGAAGAGAAGGGGCCUCGGGAUGUCUCUGGCCGACGAGCUGCUAGCUGACCUCGAGGAGGCGGCAGAAGAGGAGGAAGGAGGAAGCUACGGGGAGGAGGAGGAGGAGCCGGCGAUCGAGGAUGUGCAGGAGGAGACCCAGCUGGAUCUUUCCGGAGAUUCGGUCAAGAGCAUCGCCAAGCUGUGGGACAGCAAGAUGUUUGCAGAAAUCAUGAUGAAGAUUGAGGAGUAUAUCAGCAAGCAGGCCAGCGCUUCGGAAGUGAUGGGACCGGUGGAGGCGGCCCCCGAGUACCGGGUCAUCGUGGACGCCAACAACCUGACGGUGGAGAUCGAGAACGAGCUGAACAUCAUCCAUAAGUUCAUCCGGGAUAAGUACUCGAAGCGAUUCCCCGAACUGGAGUCUCUGGUCCCCAAUGCACUGGAUUACAUCCGCACCGUCAAGGAGCUGGGCAACAGCCUGGACAAGUGCAAGAACAACGAGAACCUGCAGCAGAUCCUGACCAACGCCACCAUCAUGGUCGUGAGCGUCACUGCGUCUACCACCCAGGGGCAGCAGCUGUCAGAGGAGGAGCUGGAACGGCUGGAGGAGGCCUGCGACAUGGCGCUGGAGCUCAACGCCUCCAAGCACCGAAUCUACGAGUACGUGGAGUCGCGCAUGUCCUUCAUCGCGCCCAACCUCUCCAUCAUCAUCGGGGCGUCCACCGCCGCCAAGAUCAUGGGGGUGGCCGGUGGCCUGACCAACCUCUCCAAGAUGCCAGCCUGCAACAUCAUGCUGCUCGGGGCCCAGCGCAAGACGCUGUCCGGCUUCUCAUCCACCUCAGUGCUGCCCCACACCGGCUACAUCUACCACAGUGACAUUGUGCAGUCCCUGCCCCCGGAUCUCCGGCGGAAGGCGGCCCGGCUGGUGGCUGCCAAGUGCACGCUGGCAGCCCGAGUGGACAGUUUCCAUGAGAGCACGGAGGGGAAGGUGGGCUACGAGCUGAAGGAUGAGAUCGAGCGCAAGUUCGACAAGUGGCAGGAGCCGCCGCCCGUGAAGCAGGUGAAGCCGCUGCCCGCGCCCCUCGAUGGGCAGCGUAAGAAGCGAGGCGGCCGCAGGUACCGCAAGAUGAAGGAGCGGCUGGGGCUGACUGAGAUCCGGAAGCAGGCCAACCGCAUGAGCUUCGGGGAGAUCGAGGAGGACGCCUACCAGGAGGACCUGGGCUUCAGCCUGGGCCACCUGGGCAAGUCGGGCAGCGGGCGUGUGCGGCAGACACAGGUGAAUGAGGCCACCAAGGCCAGGAUCUCCAAGACGCUGCAGCGGACCCUGCAGAAGCAGAGCGUGGUGUACGGCGGGAAGUCCACCAUCCGCGACCGCUCCUCGGGGACUGCUUCCAGCGUGGCCUUCACCCCACUCCAGGGCCUGGAGAUUGUGAACCCACAAGCAGCGGAGAAGAAGGUGGCUGAGGCCAACCAGAAGUAUUUCUCCAGCAUGGCCGAGUUCCUCAAGGUCAAGGGUGAGAAGAGCGGCAUCAUGUCCACCUGAGGGGUGGCGCCCCGGGCCUUCUCCCGCUGAAGGGACACAGAGGCCCCACCUCUCUGAAGGGAUGGGGGUCAGGAUGGGGCUGGGAGGUUCCGGCAAGGAGAGCCGCCCCGUGCCGGCCGGUGCUGGGACUGUCCGGUGAGGCGCGGGAGAAGGCCCGGCCCCGGAGCACAGAGAUCGCCGCCCCACUCAAACACACAGCCAGCCUUCAUCACGCGUCUUCUUUAUUUUAACCGGGAAAGGAAAUACCUUUGGAAUAAGUGCGAUUAAAAGCACGUUAUCAGGA
Messenger RNA from Mesoplodon densirostris (Blainville's beaked whale), 1853 nucleotides. RefSeq names its product pre-mRNA processing factor 31 (gene PRPF31). Gene Ontology annotation, biological process: mRNA splicing, via spliceosome; spliceosomal tri-snRNP complex assembly. The transcript has 14 exons. Gene Ontology annotation, cellular component: U4/U6 x U5 tri-snRNP complex; U4 snRNP; precatalytic spliceosome. The record is from RefSeq and is a predicted model, not a curated record. Bases 71 to 1570 code for a protein of 499 amino acids. NCBI's taxonomy places the organism in Eukaryota, Metazoa, Chordata, Mammalia, Artiodactyla, Ziphiidae.